GCUCAGUUUCUCUGGCCGGCUGGUGGCGGCCGCGCGCGCUCCUGUGGGCGGCACCGGUGGGUGACACUGGUCGGGGACACAGACCGGUGGGUGGCACUGGCAUAGUGGUAGGACUGGUGAAGGACCGGUGAACGGCUGGAAGGACCUUUGGAGAGGACCGCUGGAAGGACUCACUGUGGAGUGUCACAUUCCGCAUGGAGGUUCGGAGGAUGACGGCGGCGCUGCUGCUGCUCACAGCAGUCAGCGUUGGCGCGAUGAGGGCGCCGGACUGGGGAUGGGAUGACGACUUUCUGAAGCCGCACACGAAUGCCGAGCGGCCAGGCUGGUUUCGCCACACGCCUCCGAUGGCCCCCGACCAGAAUCCCUGGGAGUCGCUGAAAAACUCAGCUGGCGUAAAUCAGAGCGUCUCUGCAGAGGAUGAGAGUAACGACGACGCAGCGCAGACAGCCGAGGAGACGCCUCCACCGAAACCAACCCAAACAGCGCCUAUAGAGAGGAGUGAUACUGCUCCCCUAGAAACGGAGGGUCUCAAAGAUCAUUGGGAGGCACUGAAAAACGCAGUGGUCUCGAAACAGAAUACAACAGCGUCAGAACGUAGUGAUAACUCAACAGUUCAGAUCACCGAGUCACAAGAGCCGGCGAGUUUUACGCCUGCGGGACAGACUGAUACCGGCCUAUCAAGUACGGAAAGCAUCAGUCCUGGAUAUACAUUGAUAAAGAAGGUAAACCAAACGCAUGAUUACCAGGGAGACGAACAGCCUGACUUGGUGACAGAAUCGCCUUCAGUGAGCGAUACCAGCGAGGAUAACAAUGACUCAGGUGAGCACAAGAACGACUCGGAUGACCAGACGAGCGACGAGGGCGCCGAGGUCGCAAUCAAAAACCUGACCCUCACUGAAGCACCUGAUGAAGAAGCUGCGGAAGAUGAAAAGUCACCUAGUGUUUCUGGGCAAGUCAAUAGUGGUGAUCGUGGUGGAGGUGAUGUUGGUAUAGAUGACGUUUUGGUGAUCUUUCCUGACGAGAUAAAUGACUAUGGAGAAAACGAGAUAGAUGAAAAAGAAGCCUUUGAUGAAGAAAAACGCAGCAAAUUAGUAUCGAGAGAAGAUCAAAGCUCUGAAAAGGCGAACGACACCGUGGUCGCUGAGACUAAAAAAGACAUUGUUCUCGAUGCUGAGGCGAGCACUUUAACUCCAAUUUUGCAAGAAAAGUCUGUUGAAGAUGAAGCAGCAGCUGACGACGUCCCACCAACCACAUCAAAUAACUUGACAGUACAAAGCCCACACCAGCUAGCCAACACCUUGUCUCCGGAGGCCAAAGAAGACUUGGUGGCGGGAGAAACACGACAAACGGGCCAACUGGACCCUGUUACCCGGCGCCAUCCCUCGCCUAAGGACGACCGGGAGACCAGCUUGCUGCUGUCGCCGACCGAGGCUACCUCUCUGCUCUCUAUGGGCGGCACCACCACCGCAGUGACCAUCUCCGACCGCCGUCUGGACGAUACCGGCGACGAGCUGCGGCGCCUCCUGCAGGACGCGUCCCGUUCCACCACCAUCUCCCUCACGUCGCCCGACUUCAGCAACGGCACCUUCGUGGCCACCACGUUCCACCGCAAGCAGAACCCGUGGCUGCAGCGGUACGCGCCCUUCUUCUAUCCGGAGAACCCGGAGCCGGAGACGAUCGACGAGCUGGAGCGGCGCCAGGAGCCGGCGCCCGAGCUGCGGCGACUGAGGAUCGAGCACCUGGUCCUGGUGCCGCCCUCCAGCUACCCAGAUGAGGUACUGCGAACCGUCCAUGACGCCAAACUGCGAGCCCUGCCGAAGCCUCAGGAGGACGUUCAUAUCAAUCUGGGCCAGAAUGACGGCGGACGAAAGCCCACCAUAGAGGAACUGGCGAGAGGAGCGGAAUAUGUGAGCCAGGAGAAAGUACAAAACAUAGGCAGUGCGAAUGACGCAAGACAUAAUGGAAAAGCUCAAUCUGAACUGCAUGAGAAGCCGCCACACUCCGGGGUAAUUCACAAUGAACCUUUGGAAUGGAUACCGUUAAAUGACGCAGAACAACCGGAUGAGAAUGGAGACACUCUUCUGUUGCAUCCACCAGUGAGCGGCAUAGGUCCCCGGCCAGGAAGUGAUGCCGGUUCGGGCCACGGCGGUUUCUCACAGCCCAAAUUGGAAGAUAUACUUCCAAAUCAGCCAGGUGAAGAGGUCAACCACAGACCUCUGCCUGCCGGUGUGGCGCCAGGCAACGGCUACAUGAAGCCAAAACCAGAGGACAUCUUGUCUACUGCAGAGCACGGUGAGCUAGACCACAGGCUUCCUGCAUAUGCCCCGCCAAUAUCUGAUGCUUCCGGUUUGGAUAAGAAAGACGCUGCACAAGGAUUCACAGGUGAUACCUCAGCCAAAGGUAUCCGUCCAGACAAACCGAACGUCCUUGUGCUUCCUCCUCCAAUUCCAGCCAAUGCCGAACCUUCUUUGCCAGACGUUGGCACUUCAACUCUUCCUUUGUCCACCCCAUCAGGCUACUCCUCACCCAAACUGCGGGACGUCGUUACCAUCUCACAGUCCGGCCGCCUCGUGCCGCUCGCUCAUUCCCCGUUCAGUUCACCCGGAGACGCUUCAUCCGGGGGUCAGCUCGUCCAAAACAUUAACUUUUCUCCGCCGAAACCAGACGACGUGAUCCCGCUGUCCGAGUCCUUCAUGUAUGACGCCGCUCGUGCCACAGCCGCGGGUGUUCCCGAGGAACAGCAAGACGAAUACGGCGCUCCGAAGCUGUCCUCAAUUGUCGGGUCCACGCGAGUACAGGUGAAGUCGGUUACCCCUGGACGAAACCCGACGCAGGACGUGAUAGCUGACCUGGCAAUGAAGGAGGUGGCCCCGCCGGAGCUCGGUCAGCAGGGCGGUCUUCGCGGACCAAAGCUGGUCGAUCUGCUACGGCCGCACGCAGAAGGGACGAGGAGUCGCACGGACAAAGGAAAGGACGGGUACGGAACACCGAAACCAAGUCAUAUAAUCAACCUAGAUGACUUCCAGCUGUCUGCGGUAGGUGUGCUGGAUAGGCUGGAUUCACGAGCUGGAGACAGCAUACAAAAAGAGGCGCAACAAGGGGGCGGCGCACACAGCACGGAAAAUGUGCAAGGGGUUGCAAGGCUGAAACCCGAGGAUGUCAUCCUAGCCAGCGGCGACUUCGUUGGUGUUCCUGACUUCCGGCAGUCUUCAGCAGACAAUAACCAAGCAUCUGAUUCACCAAAUGACAAGAACCCACUGUUCAGUGCGCUCUUAGCGACAAGAAGGAAAACAAAGUGGAAUACGAACAAAGAACAAGGCGCUUCCGAUUCGGGACCGGACACACGAGAGAACUCUGUCUACUACAUUCCCAGCACAGCUCAGUCGCCUCCGAAGCCCGGGCACCCCUCGCCGACCGCACACCGUUUCACGCCCACAUCUAUUUACGACGUGCUGGCCUUCCCAGAGCCCCGCGGCCUGCCGGACGGAUCUGCCGUCGGGCAGCGGCCCGGCAGCGAACCCUCCCUCGACAGCCCGCUGUACGCAGACGCUGGGUGGCGGCCCAGUCUGUCGCCGUUCGGAGAGCUGGGUAAGGAUGGGGGACAGAUGUCUGGACGGCGGCUGGACGAGCAGGUAGAGGAUGAGGAUAGGUGGGUGUGGCCCCGCACCACGCGCACAGCAGACGUGACCGGCAGGGUGCUCUUCCGCGAGACGUGACCUGGUCUUCAGUGAAUCAGUGUCUGGAACAGUUAGAUCUACCUGAACUCAACGACUGGUAAUCAGUGCUGACUGCUGGUGUGUUCAGCUAAUCGUCAAAGCACAUAGUUACCAGGUUGGGCGACUGGUAAUCCGUUGUUAUGUUCGUUGGUCGUCAAGUGCAUGGAAAGGGUCAUAAUCAUGGAGGUAGACACAACCCGAGUAUUUAUAUCGAGUGAAU
Molecule: messenger RNA, 3936 nt
Organism: Amphibalanus amphitrite
Lineage: Eukaryota; Metazoa; Arthropoda; Thecostraca; Balanomorpha; Balanidae
Exons: 3
Coding region: 195-3716 (1173 amino acids)
Source: RefSeq, a predicted model, not a curated record